CGUUCCACACAUCCGGCCCCAGAGCUCUCCAGAAAGUUCUCCGCCGUUCACCGCGGUUAUAAAGGACUCGCGUCUCCCUCACAAACCCGCAGACACCAGUCGAAGGCUCCGCGAGCGGACUCCUGAGCAACUCGUCACGAUGGUUCGAGAAACCGGUUACUACGACCUCCUGGGCGUGAGCCCCACGGCCUCACCGGAAGAAAUCAAGAAGGCGUACAGAAAACUCGCUCUGAAAUAUCACCCCGACAAAAACCCCAGCGAAGGAGAGAGGUUCAAAACUAUAUCACAAGCCUAUGAGGUGCUGUCAGAUGCGAAGAAGCGAGACCUGUAUGACCAAGGAGGAGAGCAAGCCAUCAAAGAGGGAGGCAUCGGUGGAGGAAGCUCCCCCAUGGACAUCUUCAACAUGUUCUUUGGAGGUGGCGGGCAGAUGCACAGAGAGAGGAGAGGGAAAAAUGUUGUCCACCAACUGUCUGUUACGCUGGAGGAGAUGUAUAAUGGCGCCACAAGGAAACUUGGACUCCAGAAGAAUGUAAUUUGUGAAAAAUGUGACGGAUAUGGUGGCAAGAAAGGUACCUUAGAGAAGUGCUCAACCUGCAAAGGAAGAGGAGUCCAGGUCAGAGUGCAGCAGAUUGGACCGGGCAUGAUUCAGCAGAUCCAAAGCAUGUGCUCAGACUGCCAGGGGCAGGGCGAGAAAUUCAGCUCCAAGGACCGCUGCAAAAACUGCAACGGACACAAAGUAGAACGCAAAAGGAAAAUUCUCGAAGUUCACAUCGACAAAGGGAUGAAAGACAGUCAGAAAAUUACAUUCCAUGGAGAAGGUGACCAGGAGCCUGGCCUGGAGCCUGGAGACGUUGUGAUUGUACUGGAUCAAAAGGACCACCCCGUUUUCCAGAGACAAGGCGAUGAUUUAAUAAUGAAGCAGAAGCUCAAACUGGUGGAAGCCUUGUGUGGCUUCAAGAAGACCAUUCAAACCCUGGACAACAGAACGCUCAUCAUUAACUCAGAGCCAGGUGAAAUCAUUAAGCACAAUGAUGUGAAAUGUGUUCAGAAAGAGGGUAUGCCAAUUUACAAGGAUCCCUAUGAGAAGGGGCAGCUCAUCAUUCAGUUUGAGGUGGAGUUCCCAGAAAAACACUGGCUCCCGGAGCAUCUCAUGUUCCAGCUGGAGAGAUUACUUCCCCCCAGAGAAGACGUGAUGAUUACAGAUGAUAUGGAGGAGGUUGAUCUCAUGGAGGUAGAGGAUGAGAACCAGCAGAGACACUACAGCAGGGAAGCCUACGAGGAAGAUGAUGAGAGUCCAAGAAGUGGAGUGCAGUGUCAGACACAGUGAUUUGUGAAGUGAUUUGUCAAUUUGAAACAAUGUCAGGAUUUUGGGUAAUGUUCCGAGAUUUCCUUUCUUUGUCCAGUCAAAGCAAAAUUUCACUUGUGUCUUUGGAACCGAGCACACAGAGUUCAUUUUUGUGAUCUUUUUGUCAGCAAGAUGAAUGUAAUUGGAGCAAUGUGCUCCUAAAAUUUCUGUAUUUGGUGUUGGUGUAUUGUCUAAGAUCAGUGUCUUUCUGUAUGUAUGUUUCUUCAAACGUUUGUGGCACAAUGGUUUUUUUUUUUUCCAUCCAGAAGCGGAAACAAUGACUUUUAUGCUUUCUGUGAAGGUUAUUUAAAGUCUCAAAGAUUUCUAAUGAUUCGUCAAUAAAAAAAAAUCCAAAAGA
Messenger RNA from Salarias fasciatus (jewelled blenny), 1703 nucleotides. It is a transcript of the gene dnaja, whose product is annotated as DnaJ heat shock protein family (Hsp40) member A. The transcript is spliced from 8 exons. Bases 140 to 1327 code for a protein of 395 amino acids. NCBI's taxonomy places the organism in Eukaryota, Metazoa, Chordata, Actinopteri, Blenniiformes, Blenniidae. Gene Ontology annotation, molecular function: Hsp70 protein binding; ATP binding. Gene Ontology annotation, biological process: protein folding; response to heat. The record is from RefSeq and is a predicted model, not a curated record.